AAGUUAAAAUUCCUUUUCCUCUCCUCUCCUCCUCUCCUCCCCUUCCCUUCCAUCUACCUUGCUCCAGAAACAGAAAAUGAGCAGCACAGUUCGAAAACUAAUACAAAAGAAAUUCAAAAUAAGAGGCUACACUCUCAAAAUCGACGCUCUCGAUCAAAUCCUCUCCUUCACCAACCGCUUUCUCGGCGCCGAAGACGAAGCUCUCGAUCUCCUCCUCGAUCACCUCCAAUCCCAAUCCCAGAAAUUGGGAGUGAGAUCUUCGAUCCUUGAUAAAGAACCAGUGAGUCGUGCUAUAACUGCUUUAUUGGAAGCUGAUGAUGCUGUUGAUGAAGAUUUCAUAGCUAACGGUGCCGUUUCGAGUUCGACUUCUGCUAUUCGUGUUAUUGAUGCUUUUUUGAUACCUAAAUUUCGCUAUGAUCCAAUCAAAAAGCAGUUUCAUGAACAUACAGGGGGGUUGCAUAUACAUGGUGAUGCUUCAGCAAAAGCUGCUCUUUAUAAAGAUAGGUUUUUGUUAUUGUAUCAACGAGUUUUACGCGAUUCACAUUUUUCCAAGCCUGCUUUUCAUACUGAGAUGUCGCAUUAUGGAAGUUGUGAGAUAGCUCCAAUUCAGUCUCUGGUGGGGCAAAUGGGGAGAAGAUGGGUGAUGGGUGUGAUAUCUCAGUUGGAGGAUGGACAUUUUUACUUGGAAGAUCUUACUGCUUCGGUGGAAAUUGACUUGUCUAAAGCAAAAGUAACUACAGGAUUUUUAUCAGAGAACACAAUAGUUGUUGCAGAAGGUGAGAUGCUCGUGAAUGGUAUUUACCAGGUAAUUACUUGUGGGUUUCCUCCAUUAGAGGAAAGGGACAAGUCUCUCAAAUCACUUGCGCAGCAUGAUUUCUUUGGUGGUGGUACAUUAACAAAAGAGGAGACUCUCAGACUUGCAGAGUUGGAAAAGCGAUCUCUAAAUGACAUGUUUGUCAUACUCUCUGACAUCUGGGUAGACAGUGAAGAGGCUAUGGGAAAGCUGGAGACCGUUCUUGAUGGUUUUGAGAGUCAAGAGGUGGUUCCUUCCUUAUUUGUUUUCAUGGGGAACUUCUGUUCUCACCCAUGCAACCUUUCCUUUCACUCAUUCUCAAGCCUUAGAUCACAGUUUGGUAAGCUAGGGCAAAUGAUUGGAGCCCAUGAACGGCUAAAAGAGCAUAGUCGGUUUAUGUUUAUUCCUGGUCCAGAGGACGCAGGCCCGUCCACGGUUCUACCGAGAUGUCCUUUACCAAAGUAUUUAACUGAAGAGCUUCAGAAGCACAUUCCUAAUGCCAUAUUUGCAAGCAAUCCAUGCAGAGUCAAGUUCUAUACCCAAGAAAUUGUAUUCUUUCGUCAUGAUCUGCUGUAUAGAAUGCGUCGUUCAUGCCUGAUGCCUCCUUCUACUGAAGAGACUGAUGAUCCUUUUGAGCAUCUUGUUGCUACCAUAACCCAUCAAAGUCAUCUAUGCCCACUGCCUCUUAUUGUUCAACCAAUUAUUUGGAAUUAUGAUCAUUGUCUACAUCUUUAUCCAUCUCCACAUACGAUAGUUUUAGGCGACAGAAGUGAGCAGAAGGCAUUCAAAUACACAGGAAUCACUUGUUUCAACCCUGGAUCCUUCUCAAAUGACAGCACUUUUGUAGCAUAUCGUCCUUGCACCCAGGAAGUCGAGUUGUCAGCCUUGUGAGUAUCAAAUGAUGUUCUUUAGCAGAUGAAUAUGUUCCAAAAUAUGAAGUCGGCAAAACCACUUCAUGUCAUUGUCACUUCAGAUUGGUCAAUAUUGAAGUUCAUACCUUAUAAGUGCUAAUUUGUCCCAUCAGUCACCUGUAGAGUAUUCUAGGCAGCUGAUAGCGUGUUUUAAUUAUAUCGCUUUGUUUAUCUGGUGUAAACUAUUUGUGAGUACAAACUCUCCUAGUCAAAAUGCAUUAAUUUUUCUUGUUACCAAGAAUUAAUGUGGCUCUAACCACUUCAACA
Populus trichocarpa (black cottonwood) is the source of this 1971-nucleotide messenger RNA. RefSeq names its product DNA polymerase epsilon subunit B. Gene Ontology annotation, molecular function: DNA binding. Lineage: Eukaryota; Viridiplantae; Streptophyta; Magnoliopsida; Malpighiales; Salicaceae. The coding region runs from base 77 to 1684 and encodes 535 amino acids. The transcript is spliced from 13 exons. Gene Ontology annotation, cellular component: epsilon DNA polymerase complex. The record is from RefSeq and is a predicted model, not a curated record. Gene Ontology annotation, biological process: DNA-templated DNA replication; error-prone translesion synthesis.